GCUGGGAGUUUAAAUCCGGGCGGAGGGAAGCAGGCUGCCAGUGCUGCCAGCGGCGUCAGCGAGAGCGGUGCUGCUUUCUGUCCGUCUUGAGGCGCAACGUGUUCGGGAGGAGGCUGCCAGCAGAGCCGGAGGGGGAGCGUUUGUGACAGAUUCAAAAAUAACUUAUCUGCAUCAAAAUCAAAAUGUCUGCCAAUGAGAAUGCUGGAGGAGCAGCUGUUCGUCUGAACAGAUUCAAGAAUAAGGGAAAGGAUUCUAAUGAAAUGAGACGGCGACGAAUGGAAAUAAAUGUGGAGCUGAGGAAAGCCAAAAAAGAUGAUCAGAUGCUUAAACGAAGAAAUGUUGGUACAUUUCCUGAUGAAGCCACUUCACCUCUGCAGGAAAACCGAAGCAAUCAGGUUGCUGCCCAUUGGUCUGUUGAAGAUAUUGUUAAAGGCAUCAACAGCAAUAAUGUGGAAUUGCAGCUGCAAGCUACACAGGCUGCUAGAAAACUAUUGUCACGAGAGAAACAGCCCCCUAUAGACCAGAUAAUCAAAGCUGGCCUGAUUUCAAAGUUUGUGUCAUUCUUGGGAAGAACAGAUUGUAGUCCUAUUCAAUUUGAAUCUGCUUGGGCACUGACCAACAUUGCCUCUGGCACAUCAGAACAGACAAAAGCAGUAGUAGAUGGAGGAGCAAUCCCUGCCUUUAUUUGCCUGCUGGCUUCUCCUCAUACUCACAUCAGCGAGCAAGCUGUAUGGGCUUUAGGAAAUAUUGCAGGUGAUGGUUCUGCCUACCGAGACUUAGUCAUUAAAUAUGGUGCACUAGACCCACUUUUGGCGCUUCUUGCUGUCCCUGAUCUCUCAUCUAUAGCUCUUGGCUACUUGCGCAACGUAACCUGGACUCUUUCAAACCUUUGCCGUAAUAAGAACCCUGCACCACCUAUAGAAGCUAUUCAGCAGAUCCUUCCUACUCUUGUUCGGUUAUUGCACCACCAUGACCAUGAAGUUUUGGCAGAUACAUGCUGGGCUAUUUCUUACUUGACUGAUGGUUCAAAUGACAGAAUUGAAGUAGUUGUAAAAACUGGACUGGUGCCACAACUAGUGAAGCUUCUGGCAUGUGGAGAACUUCCAAUAGUGACUCCUUCAUUAAGAGCCAUAGGAAACAUUGUAACAGGGACUGACGAACAAACUCAGAUUGUAAUAGAUUCUGGAGCACUUGCUGUCUUCCCCAACUUGCUUACGCAUCAUAAAAACAACAUCCAAAAAGAAGCAGCAUGGACUAUGUCUAACAUCACCGCUGGCCGGCAGGACCAGAUUCAGAAGGUUGUGGAACAUGGACUCAUCCCAUAUCUUGUUAAAAUUUUGGAAAAGGGGGAUUUCAAAUCCCAAAAGGAAGCUGUAUGGGCUGUGACCAACUAUACAAGUGGUGGAACAAUUGGCCAGAUCAUAUACCUUGUUCAGACUGGGAUAGUGGAACCACUGUUGAACCUUCUGACAGUUAAAGAUGGCAAAACUGUUCUAGUGAUUAUGGAUGCUAUUAGUAACAUCUUUGUGGCGGCUGAGAAGAUAGGGGAGACCGAAAAGCUCUGCAUUUUGGUUGAAGAGUGUGGUGGCUUAGACAAAAUUGAAGCUCUGCAGUCCCAUGAAAAUGAGCAAGUGUACAAGGCUGCUGCAAAUCUUAUUGAGAAAUAUUUUUCUGGAGAGGAGGAAGAAGAUGCGAAUAUUCUUCCAGAGUCAACUACUAAUGCAUAUGAUUUCCAGAUUCAAGACAAUACUGGUGCCUUUAAUUUCUAGAUUAUUUGUAUGACAAAGCAUUCAACUACCAGUCUGUUUUAUCUGUGUGCUCUACUUUUUAUACUGCUUUUUUAUAUGUGAAAUGUGAAGUAGCACUUUGUUGCAACUGAAACUACUUGAAAAGUUCACUGCAAGGGUAUCUGCCCUAUGUGAAUUAGUCGUCUUCCUUCACCUGUGUGUCCUUUUUUUUGGUUUUCCUAUAAACUUCCACUUCUGCAUCUUUGAACUGUCUGUCCUUCAGUGUUUGGAUUUACCUAGGUUUGGGAGAUGGAAAUAGUAUUGGGUCUUGAAUCUUCUCACAACUGCCUGCUUGAACAUUCACACUGCCUGGCAGAACCGAAGUAAUAUGUAGUCUUUGUUUUAAUGUUUUUUUUUUCCUCAAAGGAAUUCCUGCUAGAGUAAGAGGUCACUCUGCUUUCCAGAUGAAAUUGAUUUUAAGAUGGCUUGUUCAAAUGUAAUAAACACUGGUUAUACCUGA
Messenger RNA from Sceloporus undulatus (fence lizard), 2247 nucleotides. RefSeq names its product karyopherin subunit alpha 2 (gene KPNA2). Gene Ontology annotation, biological process: NLS-bearing protein import into nucleus. Gene Ontology annotation, cellular component: nucleus; cytoplasm. The transcript is spliced from 11 exons. The record is from RefSeq and is a predicted model, not a curated record. Gene Ontology annotation, molecular function: nuclear import signal receptor activity; protein binding. Lineage: Eukaryota; Metazoa; Chordata; Lepidosauria; Squamata; Phrynosomatidae. Bases 183 to 1769 code for a protein of 528 amino acids.